AUGCACACGUGUUUGUUGCUCUUCUUACAUACACAAGAUGGCCGCCGAGCCCCCAGAGCGCGCGGGUUCUCUAGCAGUUCCACCGGCAGCACUAUCACGGUCUCCUCCCAAAACGGCAAAUGGCGACGGUGUCCUCCGGCAGCCGCUCUUGAAGCCGCUCCUGAUGCCAAAGGGCUCCGCUUGAGUCGUGACGGGACGCGAAAGGAAGUCACGUGCGGGGAAAUGACCAAACCUAAGGCGAAGCAGUGCCCGGCGUGCCACGCCCCAAACCCGAUGCAGGUGAAGACGUGCACCACCUGUGCCUUCAGUCUGCCGGUCCGGGACAAGAUCAUCAAACUUCAGGCCAACCUCAAGUCCAAGAACUGGGCCGAGACGGUGAAGAGGAACCACAACUCCAACAGAGUGGUCAACAGUUCCCUCAUAUCUAUGUCUAAACUCAGCGCUCUGGACUAUCAGCCCGUUCUGUUUCUGACCAAAAAGUCCAAGACGGGGAUGCUGAAAGGAGACCUGAUCCACUUCCUGCAGCUGGACGGAGAAAACAUCGACAUCAUUCAGGAGAUGCAGCGUCUGUACGAGCUGCUCAUCCACAAUCUGUCUGUUGGGCCCUCCCCCAUGACGCUCUAUGGGGCCCCCCCAUACCUGCUGGACGUGGGCCCUCACCUGCUUUUGGACGAGAACGGCUCUCCGGCAAACGACCCAAUGGAGGGGCCCUCUGGUGCGGAGGAUCCAGAGGAGGGGCCCUCUGGUGCGGAGGAUCCAGAGGAGGGGCCCUCUGGUGCGGAGGAUCCAGAGGAGGGGCCCUCGGGUGCGGAGGAUCCAGAGGAGGGGCCCUCGGGUGCGGAGGAUCCAGAGGAGGGGCCCUCGGGUGCGGAGGACCCAGAGGAGGGGCCCUCGGGUGCUGGGGGCCCGUCCGCCUCCCCAGCCCGGUCCCCACAGUCAGACUGA
This is a messenger RNA of Knipowitschia caucasica, 945 nucleotides long. NCBI's taxonomy places the organism in Eukaryota, Metazoa, Chordata, Actinopteri, Gobiiformes, Gobiidae. The record is from the annotation of a GenBank genome assembly.